Molecule: messenger RNA, 655 nt
Organism: Emiliania huxleyi CCMP1516
Lineage: Eukaryota; Haptophyta; Isochrysidales; Noelaerhabdaceae
Exons: 1
Coding region: 47-550 (167 amino acids)
Biological process (GO): nucleocytoplasmic transport; activation of GTPase activity
Cellular component (GO): nucleus; cytosol; perinuclear region of cytoplasm
Molecular function (GO): small GTPase binding; GTPase activator activity
Source: RefSeq, a predicted model, not a curated record
CACAGGCGGGCUCGAGCGCAACGAGGUGCUGACCAACCUCGUGCUCAUGAGCAACAACAUCGGCGACGAGGGCGCCGCUGCGCUGGCCUCCGCUCUUCGCGUCAACGGGGUGCUGACCAACCUGAACCUAUUCUACAACAGCAUCGGCGACGAGGGCGCCGCCGUCCUCGGCAAGGCGCUCGAGGGCAACGCGGUGCUGACCUCCUUGGACGUGGGCAGCAACAAUAUCGGCCCGGGAGGCGCCGCCGCGAUCGCCGACGCCCUUCGCGUCAACGGGGUACUGAACACCCUCUGGCUCGGUCACAACAACAUCGGCGUCGAGGGCGCGAAGGCGAUCGGCGGCGCUCUCGCGGCCAACGGGGUAUUGACCGAGUUGGACCUCGGCGGGAACGAGAUCGGCGACGAGGGUGCCACCGCGCUGGCCUCCGCUUUGGAGGUCAACGGGGUGCUGAAAAACAUCGACCUCCGCUACAACAGUUUGGGCGACGAGGGGAAGGGAGUGAUUCGAGAUGCGGUGAGCGGGCGGGAAGGGUUCAAGCUCGAGAUGUGAGUGGGCUCUGAAGUCGGCGCAGGGAGGUGCAUGAAACCGGACAGUCUUGUACUCUACGUGGUAGCGCAUUCAGUACGGCUUCUGUACCACGAUGCGUGUUUUCUU